UAGACGGCAAGCAGGGAACUCAUCAGAUCACUAGCUGCAACGAUUGGGAAUCUUCGGCAAUGAGUUCUCAGACGCUAGGAGGAGGCUCUAGCCUUUUCUCUGGGUUUACUCGGCUUUGCAAGGGCCUUGCUAUAGUGCUUGUUGGUGGAUAUGCUCUAAUCCAGUUUUUUCCUGGUGCUGUUACUUAUCUUGCACUUGUUCCUGCAAGGACGAUCCCUUUUGCUUGGAAUCUCAUAACAGCUGGUUAUGUUGAGCAAUCAGUUUUUGGGGUGGUCAUAGGCACAGUUGGUCUUCUUUUCAUUGGGAAGCUGCUGGAACCUAUAUGGGGUUCCAGGGAGUUCGUCAAGUUCAUCAUUAUAGUUAAUUUUCUGACUUAUGUUUGUGUCUUCACGACAGCUAUUGCUUUGUACUAUAUAACAAGGCAGGAGAGUUACCUUUAUACACCUCUUUCUGGCUUCCAUGGGGCCCUUUCAGGUUUCCUGGUUGGUAUCAAGCAAAUUGUACCUGAUCAGGAAUUGUCUUUAUUUUCUGUGUUGAAAAUAAAAGCAAAGUGGGUGUCUUCUAUCAUGUUGUUGCUGGCCAUAGCAACAAGCUUCUUUACAGAUGAUUCAGCAUCAUACCUUCCAACCUUGAUAUUUGGCACAUAUACAAGUUGGAUAUACCUGCGAUAUCUUCAGAGGAAGCCUGAAACAAACCUUAAGGGGGAUCCAAGCCAGGAGUUUGCUUUCUUAACAUUCUUCCCUGAAUUUUUGAGGCCAGUUAUUGAUCCCAUUGCAUCAGUGCUUGAUCGAAUGCUCUGUGGAAGAUCUGAAACUUCCAAUGAAGCCACAGGAUAUGUAUUGGGUGGCGACCCAUUGCCUGGUUCUGACCCCAUUGAGGCAUCAAGGAGAAGAGAAAGGGGAGCUCGAGCACUAGAAGAAAGAUUAGCUGCAGAGAGGUUGGCUGCAGCGAGGGGCACAGAAGACUCGCAUAGAGAUGCUACAGAGAGUGUUUGAAAGUUCCAGAAGUUUGUAUUUCUAAUCCAGACUAAGAUCAGGCCGUUAUUUUUGAAAAUGUGUAUUUGGAUUUCUGGCGGAGAGUUUUGUUUCGCAUUGUAAAUUUGUCUCCAUCCUCAGUGGCACGAAGCAGAAAAUAACUCAUAAUUGUUACGGUUCACUUGGGAAAAUUCAUGGAUGUGGUUCCUAUCA
Nelumbo nucifera (sacred lotus) is the source of this 1187-nucleotide messenger RNA. RefSeq names its product rhomboid-like protein 19. Gene Ontology annotation, cellular component: Golgi apparatus; membrane. The record is from RefSeq and is a predicted model, not a curated record. Lineage: Eukaryota; Viridiplantae; Streptophyta; Magnoliopsida; Proteales; Nelumbonaceae. Gene Ontology annotation, biological process: retrograde vesicle-mediated transport, Golgi to endoplasmic reticulum.